Vitis riparia (riverbank grape) is the source of this 660-nucleotide messenger RNA. RefSeq lists its product as uncharacterized. NCBI's taxonomy places the organism in Eukaryota, Viridiplantae, Streptophyta, Magnoliopsida, Vitales, Vitaceae. The transcript is spliced from 4 exons. Bases 1 to 492 code for a protein of 163 amino acids. The record is from RefSeq and is a predicted model, not a curated record.
AUGCAGAAUGGAACUAUUAAUCUAUUAUGGUUUGUUGGAAUUAAAACAAAAAUUGCAGAUCCAUACUUGAAAGGUAUAGUCAUUCCAAUGCAGGACAAUAAUUCUGAAUGUGUGAGUGAAAUAAGCUCUAAAGUUUCAGAACUUAAGGAGGCUCUUUACAGUUUGAAUAGCUUGGAGAUCAAACUAAAGGCUCCUAAGGAGGAAUUGUUGCAAACAUGUAUUGCCAAGUCCUUAACGUGGGCAGAAAAGGAGCCUUCUGUGGAUUGUGAUGAAGCUUUUGUUCCAUCAUUGGCUGAACGAAUAUCCUUUGCAGCACUUCAACCUGUAACAGGAUCAACUCAAUCAGAAUUGCUGGAGUUGCAGAGAGAGAAGUUAAGAGCCAUGGAUGUCAGAGAAACACUAGAAAGGAUAGAUGAUUCUUUACAACUCGUUAGAAAGUCUAUUUCCAUGGUUGUAGCCAAGCUCGCCAUUCAAUCACUGGAGGUUCAGUAAGGUAUGGACCUUUUACUUAUAGCUUCUAGUCUCAUGUUCCGAUGAAAAAAUUGUUAAAUUUUCUUUUAAUUUAUAUGGCUACCUGUAUAUUAGUAGUAUAUAUGUUAAAACUGCAUACUGUCUGGAUUUUCAUCCUGGGAGAUAAUGCUUGGAAUAAUUUUUUUCUAA